Molecule: messenger RNA, 960 nt
Organism: Hyaloperonospora brassicae
Lineage: Eukaryota; Oomycota; Peronosporomycetes; Peronosporales; Peronosporaceae
Source: the annotation of a GenBank genome assembly
AUGGGCAACGUGACGUCGAAGAAGAGCGGCCGACGCCACUCGGCGGCAACGCGCGAGCUCGAGAAGUACACGAAGCCCACGGGACUGUACCCGAGCUGUCCGUGGGAGCUCAAGACGGCGCGCCGUCUGAUCGUCGAGCGCAAACUGGCGCCACGUUUCCACGGCAAAGAGACGAAGGACGAGGGGUUCACACUCGAGUGCCCCAUCUGCUUUAUGUUCUAUCCCGGGAGCCUCAACACGUCGAGCUGCUGCAAGAAACCGAUCUGCUCCGAGUGCUAUCUACAGAUCCGACCGCCACGCAAAUCGAUUUCCUGUCCCUUUUGCAAUCACGAAGCGUUUGCUGUCAAGUACACGCCGCCGUCGCCGACAGAGGUCACCCCGAUCCGCUCUGUGCCGAACGUGAGGUCCCCGCGUCGAAGCAGCGCGAUUGGCAUUCCCGAGCGCGCAGAACCAAAGCACACUAAGACUUCAAGCCCGCAUGGUGUACACUACGCGUCAGUGGAAGAUCGCGACCGCAUUCGCGACUCGCUUCGCUCGCAGCUUCGUAUCAGCGACAAGCCUGUGACCAACAGUCCGCACCCGAACAGCAUCGCCGCGCUGAACGACGCAGCGUCCCGCGUUGCGACAACGUCUGCAGACGCUGCACGGCUGGAGGAGCUGAUGCUUUUGGAAGCUAUCCGACGUUCAAUGCAAGACCUCAGCGUCGAUAAAAAGGACGAAGAACGGGGGAAGUGGGAGAGCGUGCAGUUGCCGACACGUACAAGUGGAGACGACGGCGAAGGUCGCGCCUGCAACGACGAACGCGCGAACGUUGCGGUACUGAGCACAUCUCAAGCCCGCGUGAACACCCGUGGUGCGGUGCAUUGUCCGCCCAACUCUUUCAGCUCCACCUAUCGCAAUAGUGCUACAGCCCCGUUGCAGUCGUCGACCGCUCCGAGUCGGUAUCGCGGCAGUAGUUGA